Megalopta genalis is the source of this 5112-nucleotide messenger RNA. RefSeq names its product secretory pathway calcium atpase (gene SPoCk). Gene Ontology annotation, biological process: calcium ion transport. NCBI's taxonomy places the organism in Eukaryota, Metazoa, Arthropoda, Insecta, Hymenoptera, Halictidae. Gene Ontology annotation, cellular component: membrane. The record is from RefSeq and is a predicted model, not a curated record. Gene Ontology annotation, molecular function: ATP hydrolysis activity; P-type calcium transporter activity; ATP binding.
AACGGCGCUGCCCGCUACACUCGCUGUCAUUCGGCACUCGGCUCGGCAGUUACACGUCAACCGAUCGUCGCGUGUUUCCAGUCCCCUUUUUGUAUGAGUGCAUAACUGCGUACAGAAUUCCACGGCGAAGACGAGACUACUCGAUCAUUCUCCAAGAUACGAUUCUCGGUUUCGCGCAGGAAAAUUUGUACUUGUGAAUCGUUUCUCAAUCGUUUCGCCUGGCCACGCAUCGGGGCUCAAUUCUCCGACGUGCCUCGGAUAUUAAAAGGGUUAUCCUAAGGGAAUUCAGUCGGACCAUGAACUAUGUCUUUCCGUUUUUCGAAACGGUGAAACCGGAUUGACAAAUAACAGUCGACUUGAAAAUUGUUAGGCGAAGUUUCCGCAGGAUCACAAGCACGAUUCGAAAAAAGGAAAGGAGCACAGUACUGUGAAACUGGUUGCCGACCAGCAGGGAUAGGAGAGAGAAAGGGAGACAGAUCUUGCUAGAAGAAAUGAAAGACACGGCGGGUAAGAAGUAUCAACAGCUUUUUGACGACAUCAACACGAUACUGCAUAAGUUGGAUGUUAACACGGAUAAGGGAAGCGACGAGGAUGCAGUAUUGAAGGAGGGCCCCAAAGAACAAAGCUCAGAAAUGUGGUUAACAACUGCAGAAGCUGCCAGUCUUGGCACAGAGGAAAUAGCAGCUAGGUUACACGUUGAUAUAAGAGCAGGAUUGUGGUCAGAGGAAGCUGACCACCGAAGACAGUUAGUUGGAUUUAAUGAAUUUAGUGUUAAAGAAGAAGAGCCAACAUGGAAAAAAUAUGUUGAACAGUUCAAGAAUCCUUUAAUUCUGUUACUACUUGGUUCUGCUUUUGUUAGUGUAUGUAUGAGGCAGUUUGAUGAUGCUGUCAGUAUUACAGUGGCUAUCAUAAUUGUAGUGACAGUUGCAUUUGUACAAGAAUAUCGAUCUGAAAAAUCCUUAGAAGAAUUAAAUAAAUUGGUGCCACCAACAUGUCACUGCUUACGAGAAGGCCGUUUAGAAACAUUUCUUGCUCGCAAUUUAGUUCCUGGUGAUAUAGUUUAUUUAAAUAUUGGAGACAGAGUACCUGCAGAUAUCAGGAUAUUCGAAGCAAUAGAUUUAGCAAUUGAUGAAAGCAGUUUCACUGGAGAAACUGAACCAGCACAAAAGUCAACUGCUCCAUUACUUAAAACUAAUGGGUUGACAACAAAGAAAAAUAUUGCAUUUAUGGGUACAUUGGUGCGCUGUGGAAAUGGCAAAGGUAUAGUAGUCAACACUGGUGAAAAGAGUGAAUUUGGAGAAGUUUUUUCAAUGAUGCAAGCUGAAGAAGCUCCAAAGACUCCUCUACAAAGGAGCAUGGAUAUUUUGGGCACUCAGUUAUCCUUUUAUUCAUUCUGUAUUAUUGGUAUUAUUAUGCUUCUUGGCUGGAUCCAGAGCAAAGCUAUUCUUGAAAUGUUUACCAUCAGUGUGAGUUUGGCAGUAGCAGCUAUACCUGAAGGUUUACCUAUUGUUGUAACUGUAACUCUAGCUCUGGGCGUUAUGAGGAUGGCUAAAAGAAAGGCUAUUGUUAAAAAGUUACCGACAGUUGAGACCCUUGGUUGCGUGAAUGUGAUAUGUUCCGAUAAAACUGGUACUAUUACGAAAAACGAGAUGACUGCAACGAUCUUAGUAACUUCGGAUGGAUAUGUGGCUGACGUUACUGGGGCUGGCUACAACGAUAAGGGAGAAGUUCGAAUUCGAAAGUGCGAUAAUUAUGAUGUUGCCCAUGCUUCUAUUAACCAUAUGCUAGAAGUAGGAUGUGUCUGUAACAAUGCCAUUAUACAGAACGACACUCUGCUUGGUCAACCAACAGAAGGUGCAUUGCUAGUAUUAGCGAUGAAGUAUGGAAUGUAUGGAGUCGCAGAUAAAUAUUUACGCCUACAAGAAUAUCCUUUCUCUUCGGAACAAAAAAUGAUGGUUGUGAAAUGUACACCAAAGUAUGGAGAGAAUAGGCAAGAAAUAUUUUUUGUAAAAGGUGCUUUAGAGAAGAUCUUGCCUCAAUGUACCAAAUAUUAUGCUAAUGGUCAAGUAUAUUCUCUUAAUCAGAAGAAAGAUGAGGAGUUCCUAACAGAAGCCUAUGAGAUUGGGCAACAAGGAUUAAGAGUACUUGGCUUGGCACGUGGCACAUCAUUACAAGAUCUCAUAUAUGUUGGUUUGGUGGGAAUAUGUGAUCCACCUAGGCCACAUGUUCGUGAAUCUAUAACGACUCUCAUUAACAGUGGCGUUAAAGUUAAGUUGGUCACAGGAGAUGCCAAAGAGACUGCGUCUGCAAUAGCAAGUACGAUCGGGUUAGAUAUACUUCACUCGCGAUUAAUGUCUGGAGAUGAGAUUGAUUCAAUGACUGAACACCAAUUGGAGCAAUGUAUCAAUAAUGUUAGCGUGUUUUACCGUGUCACGCCUAAGCACAAAUUAUGCAUUGUUAAAGCUUUGCAAAGAGAGGGUAAUAUAGUGGGCAUGACAGGUGACGGAGUGAAUGAUGGAGUCGCUUUAAAGAAGGCAGACAUAGGAAUAGCCAUGGGUAAAAAUGGUACCGACGUCUGCAAGGAAGCUGCGGACAUGAUUCUAGUAGAUGAUGAUUUCGCAACUAUUAUUGCUGCAAUUGAAGAAGGAAAAGGAAUUUUUCACAAUAUACGAAAUUUUGUAAGAUUUCAGUUAAGUACUAGUAUAGCAGCUCUUUCCUUAAUUGCUCUUGCCACUCUGAUGGGUAUACCGAAUCCUUUAAAUGCAAUGCAAAUUCUUUGGAUUAAUAUUAUUAUGGAUGGCCCACCAGCUCAAAGUCUUGGAGUCGAACCGGUUGACAAGGAUGUAUUGAAACAGAAACCACGUAACACAAAAGAGCCAAUGAUUACUCGACAUCUCAUUAUCAAUGUAUUAUUGUCAGCUAUUAUAAUUAUACUUGGUACCCUGUGGGUUUAUAAUAGAGAGAUGGUAAAUGGAAAUACUGCAAGAGAUACAACCAUGACAUUCACUUGUUUCGUAUUCUUUGAUAUGUUCAAUGCUCUAAGCUGCAGAUCACAGACAAAAUCAAUAUUCACCAUUGGAUUGUGGAGUAAUAAAAUGUUUCUGGUAGCUGUGACAUUAUCAGUAAUAGGACAGAUGUUAGUGAUCUACUUUCCACCAUUGCAACGAGUUUUCCAAACUGAAGCUCUCACAGCAAAAGAUAUUUUGUUCCUCGUCGUAUUAACAUCAAGCGUGUUUGUUAUCAGCGAGAUAAAGAAGUUUAUAGAAAGACAGCUGUAUAGACGACGAGCAGGUACACAAUAUUAUAAUAAAUCUGAGAUGGAUUUCGUAUGACAGUUACAGUCUGCCGAAGACAAGGCGGACAAGGAUCAUAUGGAAUAAACACCCGGAGAACAUCGUACGGGUAGUAGUCGUUCGUUAAAUCAACAUAAUCUCGCUAUAAUUUGACUAUGCUUGCACAUUUGUAACUUUAUAUGUGCACUUGUCACGACGAAAACGAACAUAAAUCGCGCCCCUUCCCGCGCGCGUCUAAUUUAAGAUUCAAUCACGAUUGACUGGCAGUUUUUUAAACGUUUACAAAUAUUUCUGACUCUUUGAUGUACGAUAGUCGGUUAUUUAAACGUUCUUAGAAUUAGCCGUUCUCACUCUCUCACCUUUUACAGUGGUUAUUCGACACCUCAUAGACACUACUAGCGAUGCUACUGCACAUUCCACACAGAUUCGUUGUAGAAAAAUUCGUGAAUUUUAACGCUGUAAGCUACUGGUAAAUGUACUCUUAGGAAUUCAGCAUCGAAGAAACAUCGUGAUCAUUCUAUUUCACUUUUCUAACUCGCUCGACUAACGAGACCGAUUUAUCACACCUAGAACACAUCCGUUCGUUAAUGUUCGGUUUAUAUCUUUCUUUCGUCGAGAUAGAAUGUUGUAUCAAACGUAUUAUUUCGAGUAAUAAAACGUAAUCCAAGACAAUGAAACAUAAGUUUACAAAAUAAUCUAGUAUACACGAGGCGAUUGCAUUUGAAAAUUGAUUAUAAUUCGAUGAAUAAACGAUCUUGUAAUGUUCCUUAAAUCUAUAACAAGACCCGAUGUGUUUCCGGUUACAAGAAGUAACAAGUACUAGGAAAGAAUCAAGAAUUACAUUAUAUAACAGAUAAAUCAUUAUAUUAUAUUAUACAUAUAUAUAUAUACAAAUAUAACUACGCUAAAUGUUGUACAUUCUGAAUGCUUGUGACAAUGUUUUCUUGUGAUCGGAAUCAGAAUCGCGUGUGUACUAUGUAUCACUUUACGAGAAGUUGCAUUAUCAUUUAUAAAUUUUAGUGCAAAAGAUACCCCCUAUAUUAAUGGAUUCCGUCAAGAGCACUAUAAGUUUUGUAUUGGUAAAGUUCUGGCCCUCCAUAGCCGUAGAGCAAUUUGCCUCUGCCAUUUUCAUCAUAAUAUGGAUAGCGAUAUUUGGGCCUAUAAAUAAAUGAUUAGAUAACGAUUAGUGUGGAGCUUUCGAUUGCAUUUAAAUUUAAAUUGAAGAAUCAAAGCUUAUAAGAAAUGAACUAUAUAAACUUUUCCUGUAUCAUAAUUUUUUUAUCUUAACGAAUGAAUUACUACAUAACAUCAUAGCAUAAGAAACGUAAAUAUCAAUGGAGGAAUAAUGUGGAAAUAAAGAGCUAUAGUUUCUUUAUAUUACACAGGGAAUUCCGGAAUUCCACAAAAACUUAAAUCAAAAAUAUACAAUAAGAUAUUAUAUCAGUAGAUACAGUAAGUCAUGAACAGACAAUGUCUACCCAAUACAUGCGCGCUUCACGAUUUGCCACACUUUUUUUAUUAAACAGUUUACUUUUUUUUUGUUAAAAAAUUUCAAGUCAAUGUUUGCGAUUAAUUUUUUUUAAGAAAAAAAUAUUCAUAUUCAAUUGUACUAGAUAACAUUUGAAUAACAAAAAUUCAAAUCUAUAUUCUCGACUUAUUAUGCCACAAAUACUAGAAUAUUCUACAAACAUAGACCAGUAGCAAUAAAUAUACAUAAAUAAAAAUUCAUAUUAUUAUAUAAUAUUUGUUCGAAUAUAGUUGAUAGAACAGGCAUUAUUUGUAUCCACAUGCUAAGCGAAUAAAUGCUUGUAUUCCUCAA